Messenger RNA from Arabis nemorensis, 1248 nucleotides. Lineage: Eukaryota; Viridiplantae; Streptophyta; Magnoliopsida; Brassicales; Brassicaceae. The record is from the annotation of a GenBank genome assembly.
AUGGAGAAAUCUUCUCCUUUUUGGGAGGAAUUGAAGGAAUGGGAUCAGUGCCUUUUGAUGCUCGGCGAUGCUAAGGUUGAUGAAGAUGGUAAUGUGUAUGAUGCUAAAGAUGGUAACGUGAUUUACUUUGAUAAAGAUGGAGAGGACCGAGAGAUAAAUGGGAUGUAUUUUGCUUAUUUCACCUAUUUUUCUUGUUCAAGUAAUCAUCUGUCAUCUGCAUCAGUGGUGUAUAAAGCUGCUAUCAAGGCUGAUCCUCCGUGCUAUGAGGCUUUGGAAUGCCUUAUUGAAAGUCAUAUGCUUAUAUCUGAAGAAGUUCUUCGUGUCCAGUAUGACAAGGAGAGCACAGUAGAAGCUAAGUUCAAGAAGCUUGAGAACGAAACUAAUGGGAGUGUCUCUGGCUCAUCUAUGAUCAGUACAUUGGUUAAUAACACUGAUCUGUUGGCCUACAAAGCUGAACUCCUUGAGAAAGAUCCUUUUCAUCUGAAGUGUACCUUGGUACAUUUGGCCGCUGCCAUGGAACUUGAAUUCUUCUGGCUGAUGCUUUGUGGGUGUAUACUCAUUCAUGGUUUGCGGUGGGUUGUUACUACUAUUGUAUCAAAAAGUAUGGUGAAGCUCGGCGGUACUUUAGCAACGAGUAUGGAUGGCUCAUUCUCAGCAGCUUGGAUAGGCUUUGGUAAUUCCUUUGCCGCCCAAGAGGAGGGUGACCAAGCCAUGUCUGCCUAUCGUACUGCCGCUAGGCUAUUUCCAGGGUUGAAUCUUGAUAUUAUCUUGUUCCAGGUGUCAUUUGCCAACUCUGUACAUUGGAAUGGAGUAUAUGCGAACUCACAGCUACAAGCUUGCGGAACAGUUUUUCAUGCAAGCUUUUAUGCCCACUUGUUUAUAAUGAACUCGGAGUAUGGUAAAGCUGUGCGGUGGUUUAAGAAGACGUUGGCUCAUAUACCAUCUGCAUUAACUGAAAUCUGGGAACCUACUGUGGUCAAUCUCGCUCAUGCAUAUAGAAAGCUAAGGAAGGACCGUGAAGCUAUCUCGUAUUAUGAAAGAGCACUAACACUAUCAACUAAAAGCUUAAGCACUUAUUCCGGCAUGGCUUACACUUACCAUCUGCAGGGGAAUUUCUCAGCUGCCAUCUCAUAUUGUCACAAGGCCUUAUUAUUGAAACCUGAUGAUCAAUUCUGUACCGAAAUGUUGAACGUGGCUCUCAUGGAUGAAUGUCAAAAUGGGGUUGAUUCAAAGGUUGAGUUCUGCUGA